Colletotrichum paranaense is the source of this 369-nucleotide messenger RNA. RefSeq lists its product as uncharacterized. Bases 1 to 369 code for a protein of 122 amino acids. Lineage: Eukaryota; Fungi; Ascomycota; Sordariomycetes; Glomerellales; Glomerellaceae. The transcript has a single exon. The record is from RefSeq and is a predicted model, not a curated record.
AUGAAAACCUUCAAGGUAUUGAGGGUACUCAAAAGGGUCGUGGCCUCUGCUCCUUUUGCCUGUUUUUUCUUUCGUUGCAAAGAGCCAAAAACCAGAGGUGUCGGGUCGAGAAAGAGCUGUACCAUCGGGCAGAUGCGGCUGCGGCUGUGGUUGCUGUUACUUGCGCUUGCUGCUUGCUGUGGGGGAGAGAACGGGUGGUUCAGGUACGGAAAGUGCGCGGGCACCUCACCUUCCAAUUCUCAGCAUCCGACGGGGCAGGCAGGUGGGCAGUGUUGGCGACCCCCUUCCCUCUUUUGCCUUCGUGCCUUCCAAGUUCCGUCUCUUCCCCUUGACUUCCAGUUCCUCGCUUCCAAGGUCCACACUGAUUAG